This is a messenger RNA of Suhomyces tanzawaensis NRRL Y-17324, 1342 nucleotides long. It is a transcript of the gene GRP1, whose product is annotated as Grp1p. Gene Ontology annotation, molecular function: oxidoreductase activity, acting on the CH-OH group of donors, NAD or NADP as acceptor. Bases 252 to 1262 code for a protein of 336 amino acids. The transcript has a single exon. Lineage: Eukaryota; Fungi; Ascomycota; Pichiomycetes; Serinales; Debaryomycetaceae. The record is from RefSeq and is a predicted model, not a curated record.
UCCCCUCAAAAUAUGCAAGAGAACUUUUAACACACAAUUUAGAUAAUUAAUCGCCUACACGCCGCUUAGCGGGGACUUAACGCAGGUACUCCCGAGAAGGUGAAACGCCUUGUAGGUGGAGAAAUGUCGCAUUUAUUAGGGCCAUUCGCAACAUCACUGACAACCGCGCAAUCGGUUCCAAUACACCGAUUAGGCAGGUAUUUCCUGGCCCCUAUAUAACCAACGAAAUCUGCAACUGAUACCAAUUAAGCAUGUCUGUGUUCAUUUCUGGAGCCUCUGGGUUCAUUGCGCAGCAUAUCAUCAAGCAAUUGCUCUCCAAGGGUUAUCAAGUCGUUGGAACUGUUCGUUCCGCAGCCAAGGGGCAACGAUUACAGGAGAACUUCGGUCCUAGCUUCCAAUAUGAAAUUGUGCCUGAUAUCACGGCAACUGGUGCUUUUGACGAAGCAUUGAAGAAACACCUGGACUCCGUGAAGUAUGUUCUACACACUGCGUCGCCCUUUUUCUACAACACCACCCAGCCAGAGAGGGAUCUCAUCAUUCCUGCCAUCCAAGGAACCAAGAACAUCCUAGGCUCAAUCACCCAGUAUGCUCCAAAAGUAUCGAAAGUGGUCAUCACCUCGUCCGAUGCUGCCAUUUAUUCGGCAGAAGACGAACAGAACUCAGCGUUGUCCUUCGAUGAGACCAGCUGGAAUAACAUAUCCUAUGCUGAUGCCUGCAAGGAUCCGAUCUAUGCUUACUACGGAGCCAAGUCGUUUGCAGAAAAGUUGGCGUGGGAGUUCUUGAAAGUCGAAGUUCCUGAUUUUGACUUGGUUGCCAUCAAUCCCGUUUAUGUGUUUGGACCCCAAGCUUUCGAUAGUGAAGUGAAAAAGGAGCUUAACACCUCGAAUGAGUACAUCUAUUCAUUGAUAAAAAACGGGCCACAUGCCUCGUUUGACAAUGCAAAAGGAAGCUAUGUUGACGUCAGGGACGUUGCAAGAGCUCAUGUCGCAGCACUCGACGAUGAAAAGCUCGUGGGGAAGAGAUUGUUCCUUACAAAUGGUCAAUUCAGUAUUCAAAUGAUCUUGGAUACCUUGCGUGAAAAAUUUCCACAAUUAGCCUCCCAACUCCCGGAGGGAACCCCUGGCUCGGGUCCUGAGGAUAUCAAGAGUUUAGCAAAGAGCUCAAACGAGGCAACCAGGAAGUUAUUGGGUUUUGAAUUCAGGAAUUUAGACACCAUCGUUGAGGAUACAAUUGAGCAAAUUUUGCGUGUCAACCCACAAUAAAGGGUUCGGGAGUUAAAGUCUAUUUUGGUGGUUAGAGUCUAAUACACAUCUAGUCAAGAGGAAACACCCAAAUUGGAGGA